UACAAAGCUCAAGUCUAGAUUUUACUCUGAUAUCUCAUCCUCGUUCUGCUAUUUACUGAAUAGCAGCAACUAGCAGCUAGUUGCUCCGAGAAAAACAAAACAAAACAAAACAAAAAAACAGAAAAAACCAUGGCAGUCAUAAAACUCGGCUCGCGCAAGUCGCAGCUCGCGAUCGCGCAGACCGAGAUUGUCAUAAAGGCGCUCAAAGAGCAGUUCCCGGACCUCGAGUGCGAGAUUGUGACGACGACGACGCUCGCGGAUAAUAACCAGGAGAAAGCGCUCUAUGCGUUUGGCGGGAAACCGGUCUGGACUGCUGAGCUCGAGGAAUUGCUCGCGGACGGGCGUGUCGAUAUGAUUGUGCAUUCGCUGAAAGAUGUUCCUACUUCCCUCCCCGAGCAGUUUGUCAUUGGCGGCAUUCUCAACCGAGCAGACCCCAGAGAUGCCCUUCUCGUGAGGCCAGGACUGCCAUACAAGUCUCUGGACGAACUACCCGACCACAGCGUCGUAGGCACAUCAUCCAUCCGCAGAUCUUCUCAGCUGAAGCGGAAAUACCCCAAUCUCGAAUUCAAAGUCGUCCGCGGCAACAUAAACACCCGGAUGAGCAAACUAGACGACCCAGAGCAAGGCUACACCUGCAUAAUCCUCGCCGCCGCCGGCCUCCUCCGUCUCGACUUUGGCUACCGCAUCACGCAGUACCUGGACGCGCCCGAACUGCUCUACGCCGUCGGCCAAGGCGCUAUCGGCGUCGAAGUCAAGAAAGGCGACGCCGCGACGCAGGCUUUUCUCGACAAAAUCAUCGAUCUCCCGGUCGCGCUGACGUGCACGGCCGAGCGCAGUCUCAUGCGGAAACUCGAGGGCGGAUGCUCGGUCCCGCUCGGCGUGCACUCGUCUGUCGCGGCCGAUGGAAAACUGUCGAUCGAGGCCCGCGUUGUGAGCGUCGAUGGCACCGAGGCUGCGUCGGCGUCGGUUACGGAUACGGUUAAGAGUUAUGAGGAUGCGGAGGCGUUUGGCGAGAAGCUUGCGGCUGCGAUUAUCGAGGAGGGCGCUGCGAAGAUUUUGGAGAAGAUUGCGUACGAUAAGAUUAAGCAGUAGAUAGUUCAAAAUGUUUGGAUGAUGUUGUUGAUUUCAAAAUUGGAGCAGUUAGGUUAUGUGUACGAAUGAUUUUGAAUGUUUGAUAUAUCGUAUUGCCGAAUCAAGAAAAAAGUCCGUCCUCGUUCACCAGAUAUCCUGGAAAAGUAUACAGCAGCAGUUGUUGAGAAUAACUGCAGCUCACGAUAUACCAAUGUCAUACCGAAA
Messenger RNA from Myxozyma melibiosi, 1296 nucleotides. RefSeq lists its product as uncharacterized. Lineage: Eukaryota; Fungi; Ascomycota; Lipomycetes; Lipomycetales; Lipomycetaceae. Gene Ontology annotation, cellular component: cytoplasm. The transcript is spliced from 4 exons. Gene Ontology annotation, molecular function: hydroxymethylbilane synthase activity. Gene Ontology annotation, biological process: heme biosynthetic process. The record is from RefSeq and is a predicted model, not a curated record. Bases 130 to 1092 code for a protein of 320 amino acids.